UCACGUGGCUUUUUGUGUUAGCGUCACCGAUACUAAAAUACGCAAGUUUUUAUAUGUGUCGUGCUGUACAUUAUUUUAGACAGAAGAUUACCUGUACUGGUAAAACGAUGAUCGAUAAUCGACGCGACUGAGAUCAUAAUUGAGGAGCGUAAACCGGGUACUCAAUCAGCGCUUCCUUUUUGCGUGGCCUUUUUGCGUGUAGGAAAUAGAACAACUUUUAGUUCUACUUUUGAUAGAAGGAUAUCUCAAGUUUAAUAUGUUUGAUUCAUGCAAAGCCGCAAUCGACAUACGUUUUGUUGUGAAAUCUAUGAAAAUAUUCAUUCGCUAAUACAAUAGUUUUCACCAUACACCGUCUUCCGCGUAAAAUGACUGAAAAUAACCAUACGCAGAAAUACUUUAAUACUAACUCGACACGUGCCACUAGAGAGAGAUAUAUCGUAUUCAAUAUUAUUCGAAAGAUAAGCCAACGAUAUAAAAGAAAUCGUUCAAUUUAAAAAUGACUACUCAAAAAUGUAAUUAUCAUACGCGUCAGUCAUACAAUAUACAAUGCGAGUGCCUAUUGUCUAUCUUAUCUCGGUAAUCGCGUCGUAAUUUACAACUUCUAUAAUAGGAAUUAUAAAAAACUUUUUUCCUCUUUACGUAACAGAAAAGGCAAUUCAAUUAUGUUCUUGUCACUUGCGUUAUUAACAACAAGGUAGUGGAGUAAUUAAACCACAAAAACGUCAUUGUAUUUCAAUGGCAUUCCAAGACUAUUUGCCUUAUUAUGCUUCUGGAAAAGUUGUGCCUGGCUUUGGAAGAGGAUCAAAAUCACUUGGAUGUCCAACGGCUAACUUUCCAGAAGAAGUUGUUGAAGCUCUUCCUACUGAAUUUGAGACAGGAAUUUAUUAUGGAUGGGCCUCAUUGAACAAAGCAAUUUACAAAAUGGUCAUGAGUAUAGGAUGGAAUCCAUUUUAUAAUAAUGAUAAGAAAUCAAUGGAAAUACAUUUACUGCACAAAUUUGAAGAGGAUUUUUAUGGUAAAGAACUGAAAGUUAUAGUAUUAGGCUACAUUAGGCCAGAAAAGAAUUUCUCUUCUAUGGACGAACUUAUAACAGCAAUCAAAAGUGAUAUAUCUAUAGCUAAUAAGUCUCUUGACGAACCAAAUACAAUCAAUUAUAAAGAAAACCCAUUUUUGAACAGUUAAGAUGAAAUAAGUGCUGAAAAUUUUGUUAAAAAAUGCCUAAAUGAAGUUAUUACAAUUUAGUUUGAUAAAUUAUAUAGAUAAGAUAUAUUUUAAUUCAACAAAAAAACUUAUAACAAACCUAAUAAUACAAUGUAUAUGCUUAAG
Phymastichus coffea is the source of this 1326-nucleotide messenger RNA. RefSeq names its product riboflavin kinase (gene Rfk). Gene Ontology annotation, cellular component: mitochondrion. Gene Ontology annotation, molecular function: riboflavin kinase activity. Gene Ontology annotation, biological process: FMN biosynthetic process; riboflavin biosynthetic process. Lineage: Eukaryota; Metazoa; Arthropoda; Insecta; Hymenoptera; Eulophidae. The record is from RefSeq and is a predicted model, not a curated record. The transcript has 5 exons. Bases 736 to 1182 code for a protein of 148 amino acids.